CAGCAACAUGGCUUUUAAAUAUGAUUUUUUUUAAAAAUCACAAUAGUUUCUUAACAUGAUGUAAUAAACUUUUUUUUCAUCCGUAUCAUUACAGGAUUUACAUAUCGUCAAUUUGCUACUUGACACCUUAUUUCGUGACGUCACGCAAACCGUGAGGUUAGCUUGCCUGCGUGGCUAACGUCAACUUUCUGUAGUAGCAUUAGCAUGUUUGAAUUAAACGUCUUAAAACGUCUAAAGCGUCACUCCGAAGCCAAGUUUCUCUUCCCAGUAGGUCAUUGACAUCAUAUUUGUUUUUGAUACACAGCUAGGAUGGUUUGAAAAAAGAUUUGGGAAUAAUCUGUGCCGACAAAAACCGCAAAUGGAAUAUUCACAGGAGUAACAUCCCGGAAAGGAACAAAAUAAAAGCGACGUCACGCCGUUUUUAAUGUUUUCAUUCGACAGACUGCACAAAAACGACCAAAUCGAGUUAUUAAAUGAAAACGCAGCUAUUGUAUUGCUCUCCCACUCCAAGCAACGAUGUCACGCAAGAUGGACAACAACGGCUUGCCGUUCUUGCCGGGAUUCUCUUUCCAGGAUGUUACGAUAUUCCAGUCCCACAGCAUGCCUGCAUUCCCGAGAUUGUUGACGAAUAAAACGGCCUUUCAUCGGCCUCAGACGUUAUCCUACUCCAAGGGGCUGGCGGUAGCCCGUCCGCCCAGGUUGGGCAUCGGACUGGAGCCUCUGUUAACGGAGCAGAUGAUGCACGAGGAGCUCACCGGCAUGGCCGGCGACAUGCCGGACUUGACCUACGGCUCCUUCGACACCAAGUACAUCAAAGAUUUGGUGAACUUGUCCUACCAUUCAGCGCCUGCGCCCGUCCACCCAGAACUUCCGCCCUUCAUCCCAGCUUACGUCACUCUUGAUAAGAAGGUGCUUUGCUUCAAAGCGUACUUCAAGGAGGAAAUCAUCAACAGCCGCGACGAGAAGAGCUGCGUGCGCCACGUGGUCAUUUACUACUACCUCGAGGACGACAGCAUGAGCAUCUCCGAGCCUUGGGUGCCGAAUUCCGGGAUACUUCAGGGACAGCGGAUUAAACGCCAAUGUCUGCCGAAGAAGGAACCCGGGAAAUUUUACCACUGGAAAGACCUCAACCUCGGGAUCGACCUGGAGGUGUACGGCGUGACGUACCACAUUGCGAAAUGUGAUGCUUUCACCAAGGACUUUAUGCAGCGUCAAGGCAUUAUUCUCAACCCGCCUGAGGAAAUGCCGGUGGAUACUUACCUUGUGCAGCGGCAAAAACCUCCACCGACCUCCACGACGCACUCAGAAUUUGACAGCAGGUACCAGUUUCUCCACAUGGAUCGCAAGGUGCUGCGUUUCUUUGCCCUGUGGGACGAUACGGAGUCUGAGCUGGGCGAGACUUUGCCCGUUACGAUUCAUUACUUCCUGGUGAACGACACGGUGGAGAUCAGAGAGGACCACAAACCCAACAGUGGCCGCUUUCCUUUCCCGGUGCUGAUGCAGCGGCUCAGGAUACCGAAGAAAAUGAAGCCGGGCCACGAUCAGUUUCCGAGCUGCGUUAUGGAGGACUCAACGGAGGAGGUUGAAGAGUUCUUCUCCCCGAAAGACUUCCAAGUUGGCGAAAUGGUGAUCAUCAUGGGACGGCGUUUCCUCCUCUACGACUGCGAUGAGUUCACCAAAGACUACUACCACGAGAACCACCCCGAGAUCAACAUCAAAAGCAUCGAAGUGCCCAGGCGGAUGGGCAAGUUUGAGGGCAUGAAAAAGGAGAUUCCUCCCUACAAUGGCUUUGGAUCGCUGGAAGAUUCCCUGCAGAGUUGUCUGUCUCUAAUCCCGGCACCUCCCCGGAAGAACGUGCUGAAGAUGCUGGAGAACGAACACAAAGUGUUGCGUUACAGUGCCCGGCUGGUGACGCCCAAAGACGCGUCGGAGUCCCAGAGACGCAAAGACGCCGAUCGAUAUUUCAUCAUGUCUUACUACCUGUCCAACGACACCAUCAGUAUUUACGAGAAUCCCAAAAACAACUCCGGUUUCAGGGGCGGGGUGUUCCUGAAAAGGACACGCGUGCCUAAACCGCAUUCUUCCGUGAACAAUCCUGACUUCUACUCCCCGUCAGAUUUCUCAAUCGGAUCGAUUCUGCAUGUUUUCGGCCACCGCUUCAUCCUUACAGACGCAGACCUUUAUGUGCUAAAAUACAUGGAGGACAACCCGGGGCAGAUUCCCUUGGAGACCCUUGAAACUAUACGCCAGAAGCUGGGGUCCGAAACCGUCCAGCCAGCUGAGCAAAAUGAGCCACCCUCGUGAUGUCCAGUCCGCCGCGUCGCGUCAACGUCGUUCCUUGGACCAGGACUCAAGAACCUGAGGGAUGCUUCUGAACAAAAGACUUGGAAUUUUUGGGGGAAGUAUUUUUGUAGGAGUAUCAGAGUAUCACUGAGAACUAAAGACUAAAGUAUUUUUUGAAGCAGAAGUUAAGUUACACUUUGGUGUAAGAUUCACAGUUGGAAAAAAAACAAUCUCUUUUUUACUGAGGUUGUUCUCAUAUUUUGUCAUAAAUAUUUACUUUAUUCUUAUAAAAUACCUCAUUAUUUAAGGACCAUGAUGACUUUUUUUAUGUAUUUCCUUAGCAGCAUUCAUGACAUGCAAGUGGUCCGGAAGGGGCACAUCUAUCUAAAGCUCACUUAUUACCUUAAAGGUCAAGUGUCAUCCCUGUAGACAUUCUAAAAUAGAUAACUGAAAUGAAAAAUACACAACAUUCACUUCAAUGUCUAUUUAAAAAAAUAAAUAUGAGCAGAGAGCGGGUCAUCCAUGCGCAAAGUUGCGGAAGUAUAAUUCGACGACAUCCAAGUGGUCGCCAUAUCGGCUGCAUCCCCUGUCCGUGACGUCACCCCGGCCAUUCGCCAUUGAAAACACGGCUUGGCCCCUACUAUGGGACACGGAAGCUCUUUUCAAUCGAGUGAAGUGGCCGGCGCAAUAUUACCCUAUUGUUUCGAGCCAUAUUUAGAUGAUAUGCCGAUUACUUCUAACAAGAGACUCCCAGACAGUAUGUAUGAGCAAGCCCGGCUGAAGCCGUGCUCGUCCGCGAGGCACGGCUCGGCCAGUGACUCGUCCGCCCAUCUACUAUGAGACGCGGAAGCUUUUUUCAAAGAAAAAAUCUCACGGUCAUAUUUAGAUGAUAUGCGGAUCACUUCUAACAGACUCCUCGACAGUAUGUAUGUCUGAGCCAGCCCGGCCGAAGCUGUGCUCGUCCGGGAGGCACGACACGGAAUCCCUCGCCGGCGAGCCCGACGCAGAAGCCGUCCGACGCGCACAUGGACACAAUUAGCACCCCUGUCGUACGUACGCCAAUCUUUGGUUACAUUAUGAGACGAAUUACGUGGUCCCCCCCAAACUAUUCCUUUUUUUUUUUGUAGCUGUAACAUGAAGAACUUCCUGCAUGUAAAACUAAUAGAAAGAAACGAGUCCGCUUGGGCGCGCGACAGCCUGCGUCACUUCCUGCUUCUUGUCGAAAACAAAUCCCUCAAGAGGAUUUUCAUGGUGGGAGUUACAAAAAGCCAUUUAUGUCAAAAUCAUGUUUUGUGGUGAAAAAAAACAAAUGGGUCAAUACCAGUGGCCGUUUUGGAAAUGGAAUGGAAAUCAUCCAUUUCAUGACACUUGACCUUUUCAGUUUUAAUGUUCCAGUUCCAGACUAUUUUUGUAAGGGCCUCGCAAAAGCACGAACUUGGCAGUGUUGCCAUAAAUGAAAUUUUGCAAGUUUUGUACACAAACUGUAUAGAGAUGAUAGCUAUUAUAGGGCCUAUAAAAAAAAAACCAUAAAAUGGC
Messenger RNA from Syngnathoides biaculeatus (alligator pipefish), 3819 nucleotides. It is a transcript of the gene efhc1, whose product is annotated as EF-hand domain (C-terminal) containing 1. Gene Ontology annotation, molecular function: alpha-tubulin binding. The transcript has 10 exons. Gene Ontology annotation, biological process: mitotic spindle organization; mitotic cytokinesis; cilium-dependent cell motility. NCBI's taxonomy places the organism in Eukaryota, Metazoa, Chordata, Actinopteri, Syngnathiformes, Syngnathidae. Gene Ontology annotation, cellular component: axoneme; mitotic spindle. Bases 517 to 2304 code for a protein of 595 amino acids. The record is from RefSeq and is a predicted model, not a curated record.